Molecule: messenger RNA, 1872 nt
Organism: Papaver somniferum (opium poppy)
Lineage: Eukaryota; Viridiplantae; Streptophyta; Magnoliopsida; Ranunculales; Papaveraceae
Exons: 7
Coding region: 1-1872 (623 amino acids)
Source: RefSeq, a predicted model, not a curated record
AUGCAUGUAUCAACAACUGCAUUCUUUAUUGGAAUGAGUACAAGGAUGAAAAAGUGUGUCCUACUUGUAAAGCACCCAGAUGGAAAGUUGACAGGGAUGGUAAAGUUUACGAGAAUGUUCCAGCAAAGGUAUUGUGGUACUUCGACAUCAUCCCAAGAUUUCAGCGGCUGUUUCAAUCGAAGCACACACAAAGAUUUGAUAUGGCACGAUACCACUAGAAACAAAGACGGUGUUUUACGUCAUCCGGCAGACUCACAUGCUUGGAGAGAGAUAGAUAACAAUUUCCCAGAAAUUAAAGGUGAUCCAAGAAAUCUGCGGUUAGCUGUUUCGGCUGAUGGAGUUGAUGUAAACACAGGCACCAAACAUCACAGUGGAAAGAGAACAUGGGAUGCAUAUGCCCAAGAAAUGUUUACUCUACGUGCAGUUGUUUUGUGGACGAUAAACGAUUAUCCUGCUCUUGGUACACUAUGUGGUUGUCGCUACGCUGGAUAUCAUGGUUGUGUGAAUGUGGGACAAAGUCUUGUUGGAACGUUGCUGCACAACGGGAAUACAAAAGAUGGAUUAAACGCCAGAAAGGAUUUGGUGCGUUUGGGGUUAAAAUCGGAGUUACACCCUAAGACAGAUGACAAAGGAACGAUACUUCCCGCAGCAUGUUAUACAUUAACUACGGAAGAAAAAGACAUAUUCUUGGAGACACUAUCCGAGUUAAGAGUUCCAGAAGGAUCAAUAUCUGCCAAAGAAAUCAUGGUGGAAGAGCUAGAUAAAUUGCAAGAGGAUCUCUGUGUGACGUUAUGCUUACUAGAGAAGGAAGUGAAGUUAUGCGGUCCGGUUUGCUUUCGAUGGAUGUAUCCUUUCGAAAGGUGUAUGAAGGUUAUAAAGGGGCAUGUGCGAAACAAGAAUCAACCUUGUGGAUGCAUUGCCGAAGAGAAUGUUGCAGAAGAGACGAUUGAGAUAUAUUGUGAGUACCAUAAAAGCAUCAGGACAAUUGGUAUUCCACUAGAUAGGCAUAAUACAUCUCAGGAGGGAGAACCGUUAUCAGCUGAAGAGCCGUGUAUAGUUACCCCUGAACAGUUGAGACAAGCACAUUUCUAUGUAAUGCAGAACACGCCUGAAAUUGAGCCUUACAUAGACCGACACAAGCUAUAUUUGGAAACUAACUAUUCUACUAAAAAGCGAGCAUGGCUAGAGAAAGAGCACUCUAACACUUUUGGCGCUUGGUUAAAAAAUGAGGUUGAAAAAGAGUUGGCAGACGACAGAGAAAGUAUCUCAGAGAACUUAAGAUGGAUAUCACACGGCCCGCACUACGAGGUAACGAAAUACACUGUAUAUCGCAUCAAUGGAUAUCUAUUCCGCACAAGAUCCCGUGAUGGUAGAAUUCACCAGAAUAGUGGGGUUAGCGUUGCAGCAAAUGACAUGCACAUAUCUAGAGAUGAUGAUGUUACAUAUGGUAAAGCCUCUUAUUAUGGUGUCUUGCAAGAGAUAUGGGAGUUAGAUUACUGUGAAAGAAAAGUUCAUCUGUUCAAGUGCAAUUGGGUUGAUAAUAAACGUGGGGUCAAAAGAGAUGCUCUUGGCUACAAGAUUGUUGACCUUACUAUGUUGGGAUACAAAAAUGAUCCUUUUAUUUUAGCCUCACAAGCUAAGCAGGUAUUUUAUGUCAAAGACCAGUUAGAUAAGAAAAAGUCUAUUGUUUUUGUGACACCUCCCAAAAAUUAUAGAGAUGACGAUGGCAACGAUGAGGAAUUCAGUACAGUAAUCUUUUCUGCGAAUGAUAAUAUCUUGCCGUCUGUAGAUCCACAAGACUUGGGUAAAGAAUCCCGAAAUGAUUACUUCCGAACUGACUGCCGAGGUUUACUUAUACGCAAGCCAAAAUGA